Messenger RNA from Rubroshorea leprosula, 2372 nucleotides. Lineage: Eukaryota; Viridiplantae; Streptophyta; Magnoliopsida; Malvales; Dipterocarpaceae. The record is from the annotation of a GenBank genome assembly.
AUGUAUUAAAUAUAAAAUAUAUUUAUAAAACCAUUUUUGUCCUAGUUUCUUUCUUAAGAAACUACAUCUAUGCUUCUUCUUGCGGCAACUGGCAAGUAUUUGUACCUUCUCUUUGAUGAUUCGUUUAUGGUGGUUCGGAAAUACAUAUUCACUACUGAAGGUCAUCCCCUUCCAGUGCUACGUUCUUGGCAUGAGAGGUUACCAGAGACUUACAUACCAACUAACUGGACUUAUGAUAUGGAAGCCAGCAGACAGAGACUGCAUGCUACAUCCCUGAUGCUCGUGGUGACCACAGGUGUUUCAGUGACGAUGGCUGCGGAGUCGACUCAACUACUUGUAGAAGAAGAUCAUAUAGCAAUAUUGCUGGAUACUGUGGCCUGUGGUUGUUCAUACGAUAACCGGAUGGAACCAGAUUCCUUGAUGGUGAGGAAAAGGAGAACUGAACUUCCUUCUAGUGCAGCUGAAAGCUCUGAGACCCAGGAAGCGAGUGGGGCCAGUGGUCAUGGUUCCCAACAUCCUGCCGAAGGGAGUGCUCCUCAACAAGGUGGAUACCAAGGGGGACACCAAAGUAGAAGGGGUUGGCCUCCCCAGCAGGCAGCUCAUGGAGGCUUUGGUGGUGGCCAUGGUCGUGGCGGUCCACAGCAGCAACCCUAUGGGGGGCAACCUGAAUACCAAAGUCGGGGUAGAGGAGGGCCACCUACCCAAGUUGGUCGUGGGGGAUAUGGUGGUGGUCGUGGAAGUGGUGGUAUGGGUGGUGAGCCCGGUGGUCAUGGGGGAGGACCUUCUUCAGGUGGACCAUCUAGACAACCAAAUCCCGAGCUGCACCAAGCGACCGUGCCUCAUCAGGCAGUGAUACCCACUCAACCUUCGCCGUCUGUAGCAAGUUCUUCAUCCACUCCAGCUGACGUAACACAACAUGUUCAGCAGCUUACUAUUCAUCAAGAAGCUGCUUCAGCCCAGGAAAUUCAACCAGCUCCUCUAUCGAGCAAAUCUAUGAGCUUGCCUCUUCGUCCUGGGAAGGGUAGCUAUGGCACAAAGUGCAUUGUCAAGGCAAAUCACUUCUUUGUUAAACUGCCAGACAAAAAUUUGCACCAGUAUGAUGUCACCAUAACACCAGAAGUAACAUCAAGAGUUGUUAACCGUGAUGUUGUGGAGAAGCUAGUGGAACUAUACAGAGAGUCCCAUCUGGGAAAGCGCCUUCCUGUCUAUGAUGGGCGAAAAAGUCUCUAUACUGCAGGGCCUCUUCCUUUCUCGACCAAGGAGUUUAGGAUCCUCCUUGGUGAUGAAGAUGAUGGGUCGGGUGCACCAAGAAGGAAGGGGGAAUUUAAAGUCAUUAUUGAAUUUGCUGCACGUGCUGACCUGCACCAACUACGACUCUUUCUAGAAGGGAGGCAAGCUGAUGCACCUCAGGAAGCUUUGAAGGUUCUCGGCAUUGUUCUUCGAAAAAUGCCUAAUACUAGGUACUGUCCUGUGGGCCGCUCAUUUUACUCUCCUAAUCUAGGUAGAAGACAGCCUUUGGGUGAGGGUUUAGAAAGCUGGAGAGUUGCUAAAUCGGGAUGUUUCCUCUGGACUGUUAUCCAAAAGGCUCUUAGAGGAGUCAAAGUUGAAGUUACACACCGUGGCUAUACGCGUAGGAAAUACCGAAUAUCUGGUUUAACUUCACAGGCAACAACAGAGCUAACUUUCCCUGUUGAUGAAAUAGGUACCGUGAAAUCUGUUCUUGAGUACUUUUAUGAAACAUAUGGUUUCACCAUUCAGCACACUCAGUUUCCAUGCUUACAAGUGGGCAGUCAGAACAGACCAAAUUAUUUGCCAAUGGAAGUUUGCAAGAUUGCUGCGGGUCAGAGGUACUCGAAGAGAUUGAAUAACAGACAGAUCACUGCACUGUUGAAGGUGACCUGUCAACGGCCUCACGAAAGGGAAACUGAUAUCCUGCAGACUGUUUCUCACAAUGCUUAUCAUGAGGAUCCCUAUGCAAAGGAAUUUGGAAUUAAGAUCAGUGAGCAGCUUGCUUCGGUUGAGGCACGCACUUUGCCGGCCCCAAGGGUAGAGAAAAGGAUGUCCUCCCUCAAGUUGGACAAUGGAAUAUGAUGAACAAGGUAUUCUGUGCUAUUUUGUAUCAUAAUUGGGUUGAGUAUUUGUUACAUGAACGGUGGAGAUCAUGUCUGCGCAGACAUUGUGUUAACAUUAUAGUUUUGAUUCUAUUUAUUUAAUUGAAGAUACAUUGUGUUGUGUGCCAUAUGUUGUGUUAAAAAUUGUCUUUGCUUUUUGUGUUUCCUCUUGCUUGUAAUUUUUUUUUUUUUUUUUUACCAUUAUCCUUGUGUCAUUGUUCCUGUUUCAACUUUCAUAGAUGGAAGGUGUGAUUGUUAUAU